Molecule: messenger RNA, 1197 nt
Organism: Tetrahymena thermophila SB210
Lineage: Eukaryota; Ciliophora; Oligohymenophorea; Hymenostomatida; Tetrahymenidae
Product: FAD/FMN-binding family oxidoreductase
Exons: 2
Molecular function (GO): FMN binding; oxidoreductase activity
Source: RefSeq, a predicted model, not a curated record
AUGAUGGGGUGUAGUUCUUCAUAACAAGACGUUAGCAUUUAACAAAAUAAAAAAUCAUCAAUCAAUCCAUAUUUUGAAUCAUCUAGCCUAGGUUCUAUAAAAACAAAAAAUAGAAUAAUUAUGGCAGGAAUGUCAAGACUAAGAGCAGAUCCAAAAACAAAUAUUCCAAAUGAUUUAAUGGCUGAGUACUACUCAUAAAGGGCAUCUUUUGGAGCUAUCAUCACCGAAAGUAGUGCUAUAUCAUCUAAUUCAAAUGCUUUUCCUGGUUCUGGAAAUAUUUACACUUUGGAGUAAGUUGAGGGUUGGAAGAAAGUUGUUGAUAAAGUACAUCAAAAUGGAGGUAAAAUUAUAAUUUAGCUCUUUCAUUGUGGGAGAGUUGCUCUACCUUCAUUUAUAGGAGGAGAAUUACCUAUAGCUCCGAGUCCUAUAGGUUUAACAACCCCUCAUUUUUUUACCAAACAGAGCUAUCCAGUUCCUAAAGAAAUGAAUAAAUAAGAUAUAUUGAAUGUCAUUGAAUAAUUCAAGAAUGCUGCUAUUAAUGCUAAAAAAGCUAACUUUGAUGGAAUUCAAUUACAUGCUGGAAAUGGAUACUUAAUUGAUUAAUUUUUAAGAGAUGGUACUAACAAAAGGACUGACGAUUAUGGAGGAAGUAUUCCAAACAGAGCUAGAUUCUUACUUGAAGUUAUUGAUUCUAUAAGCUAAGUUUUUGGAUAUGAUAAAAUAGGUGUAAGACUUACUCCAACUGGUAGAUACAAUGAAAUGUAUGAUUCAAAUCCUCUGGAAUUAGUUUAAUAUCUUUUAAAACAAUUUGAAAAGAGAAAUCUUGGUUUUGUUGAACUAAAAAGACAUGAUAAAACAAAUCGUAAAAACAUUUAAUAAUCAGCUGCUGAUGAUGGGUUAGUUGAUCCUGAAUUAUAAAUGCCUAACUUUUUCGAUUCGAUAAGAGGACUAUAUAAAGGUUGCAUCAUUCUAAAUGAUGGAAUUACUUAUGAAGAGGGACUAAAACUCUUAUAACAGAACAAAGGAGACUUUAUUAGCUUUGGAAGAUAUGCUGUAAGCAAUCCAGAUUUACCACAAAGAUUUUAAAAUAAUUGGGAAUUAAGUGAUGCAGAUUAAAAUACGUUUUAUAGAGGAGGAGAUAAAGGUUAUGUUGAUUAUUUAACAUAUGAAUAAUCCUAAAGUAAAAAUAAAUCUUGA